CGCCAUAAUUGUAGUCAGAGAGUUGUACUAAAGAUACAGAUCUGUGGUAGUGCACAGCCUAUGUACUUUCUAAGACCUUCGUGACAUGAAAUCAUUUGUACAAAAACCUCUGACUCAUGAAUAGCUCAGCAGAGUUAGAUAACGUUUGCUAUAGCCGUACUUCUCACAAACUAAACAGCUAAUUAUUACUAGCUAAUUAUUUGUGGCUCUUUCUAAACAAGUUUUUAAGAAGACGUGAUACCCUGAUUACCAUAUGGAAGUAAGUGACUAACCUUGUAUUAGUUAUCAAUCCAAAACAUCAUUCAUCAGUUUGUUUAACGUUACCCACACAUUUGCUAGCUAGAGCUAGACUAACUGUUGGUGUCAGAGUGACUUGAAUGUUAUGAAAAUUCGUUUAUAGAAUGUGGCAACAGUCAAAGACAGGCAUGUAUCAAAUCAUCAUGGAAUGCAAAUCCUAUUCUUACACAGGAGUGGCGAGUGAUUGGUGGUGGGGGAGUUAAACCUUUUUCCAAUGCAGUGUCUGUACUAUAAAGAGGGCGUUUAUCUUCAGGAGAAAGGGCGAGUGAAGGAAUUCAUCCCAGUCAUCUCUUCUGUUCCCAACAUGGCUAACGUCAAAGAGAAAGACAAGUCAAAUACUAACUGCAUUUGAGAUGUUACACUUGCAUACAUUUUUCACAACUUAUUGUGGCCCUGAAACGUUGUCCUCCUUAAAGUAGAGGAUGAGACAUAUGUCUCCUGUGCAGCCUACAUAAGGAUGAUGAAGAAUCACGAAGAAGAUGUAUUUGUUGCAGUGCGGGUCCAAGACCCUCGGGUUCAGAAUGAAGGCUCUUGGAACUCGUACGUGGACUUCAAGAUAUUCCUUCACACCAACAGCAAGUCCUUCACGGCUAAGACGUCCUGUGUGCGCCGGCGCUACAGUGAGUUUGUCUGGCUCAAGAAGAGGAUGCAGAAAAACACUGGCUUGGUACCUGUCCCAGACCUGCCCAGCAAGUCCUUCUUCUCCUUCAGUGGUGAGGACUUCCUGGAGAAGAGGAGGAAAGGCCUGCAGUCCUUCCUGGCCAAAGUGUGCAGCAUGACAGUGUGUCUGUCAGACAGCCAGCUCCACCUCUUCCUGCAAACCCAACUGCCGGUUGGUCACAUCCUAGACUGUGUGCAGGGCCACACCCCCUACACUGUGACAGAGGCCAUCCUCACCUAUGCCUCGUCCAAUCAGGGCUGGGUUCAGGAAGAGGACUCGACCCAGGAGCCUAGUCUCACUCCAGUUCCUUAUGAGUCCAUGGAGAGCCCUGCUCCUCAUCUACCUACCCUGCAAUGUCAAGAGCCCCUCAGCCCUGUGAACCUCGCCUCCAGUGAGCCAGAGGGCCUAUGGACUGAGAAGUUCCUAGCUGACACCCAUGACAUAGACACUGUGGAGACCCUUUCCCCAGAGGUCACCCAGGAGGACCGCAAUGUAGUCCAGGCAGAGGCCAUCCUGGAGAUACAAAGCCCAGUGGAGACUAUCUUUAAGUGGGACAGCCAUGAAGAAUCUACUCCAGAGAGGCUCGACCAUGAGGCGAUGAUCCACCACCAAGGUGAUUGUCAACUGCAGACACCUGUGGAAGUGCACUUUGAAAAGGACACAGGCUUGGAGGAGGAGUGUGUAGUGGAGGUGACGACUGAGAGGGUCAUUAAGGAGGAGAGCCAUGCUGAUGACAUAACUACAGAGACAAUCCCUCCCAAACAGAGUAGCCUAGACCCAGAUAGCCACGAGGAACUGAUCCACCAAGGGGAAUGUAAACAGCAGACACCUGAGGAAGAGGCCACAGGCCUGGAGAAGGAGUGUGUAUCAGAAGAGGCCAAUACUGACACGACUACAGAGACAAUCCCUCCCAAACAGCGUAGCCCAGAGCUACACAUCCAUGAGGAAACUCCUCGAGAUGGAGAUAGCCUAAGGGAGACAGUUCUAGAGGACCUUAGCCUUGCGGAGGAAGCUCAAGAAAGCAUCAGUCAUGAGAAGACAACCUCGGAAGGGGACAGCAACAAAGACACACUAACAGCCAUUGAGCUGGACAGCCAAGGGCACAUGGAUGAGAUUAAAUACCACAUAGAGAUCAGCCCAGAGGAAGAGUGUCAUGAGAUCGCAUCAGAAGAGUUGGAACGUGUUGAUGACUCAACCCAAAAGGUAGAAAGUGGAGAUGUUGCAACCCAAGAGGUAGAAAGUGGCGAUGAGACACCCCAGAAGAAGAAUGCUCCCUUGGACAUUCAACAAGUAGAUGAUCAGCUGGUUGGGGCAACAACAUCUGAUGGGAGUAGCCAUAAGGAGAGCGACAACAAGGAUUCUGCCAAUAACGACAAUGCAAUACAAGAGACGAAUGACUACAUGGAGACAGCUCCCGAGAAGGAAAAUCACCAAACAGUUUGCACAGAGGCAGAAAAAGCCUGCAACAACCCAGACACUGUAAUUCCCAAAACUAACAGAGGUCCCUCACAUGAUGAAAUCGCAACUGAGGUACCCAAUGCUCAGGGGACCAAUUGUGUCAAAGUUAGAGAGGACAGGGAUAUUUUGUACAUGGUCAACAGUUACUCAGCGAAAACCCUAGAGAAUGAAUCUUCAGAGCUAGUGGGUGAUGGAGUUGAGCUAAAGGACAUGAGGAUCCAAGAGAGCAGUCAUCUGGAGUUUGAGGGCCACUGUACAGAGCAGGACAUCUCAUUAGCCCAGGAGGGUAAUACUGAGGCCUCAGAAGUGAGCCAGGAAUGGGAGGCCCAUGCGUUCACUGCUGCUACAAACCAGACUGUGAGCCCAGAGAUGGAGCCCUAGAUAUUAGGCUGCCUCAUGCACUCUGAACCUGAACAAUGGAUAGUGGAAUAUCUUCUGCCAAAGACAUAACCAGUCUCUCACUCACCCUGCACGCCUAUUCUCACACCCCAGCUGAGCUCUGCUUCGCUUGCGUUGAUGAACUCUGUAUACCCUGUGAACUUGGGCUUAUAAGGGAAUUAGUCCAUUUUACUCAACCGGCUGUGGUGCCCCAAUGGCAUUAAUGUGACAAUUAUUUUGUCCGUUAGUCCACAUGCCUUAAUGCUGUAUGCUUGACUAUGAGGGGCGAACGUGUCCCAACCUGCCCCAAGUCCCUCUGAUGCAUGUGCCCAUCUGAACACCUGCCUUGAUGAAGCAAAACUUCCUUCAACUGAACAGCAGCAAAACCGAGGCCCUGCAUUGUUGGCACCCACUAUCAGGUCCAGCACUCACCAAUAACACACCUCACCAUAGCAGGACAGAAACACGCCUCUCUCCCCCUGAGUUUCCAGUCUGGGUGUAAAGCUUGAUUCCUCCCUGACCUUUGACAGCCUCGUCAAACAACCGCGUAAAGCGUCAUUCUAUCGCCUUAAGGCUGGACUACCUCGACACACUCUUCAUCGGGAACCCAGGCAGGAGUCUCCAGAAGCUCCAGUACAUCCAGAACGGCGCUGCCAGGAUCCUGAUGAGAGUGCGGAAACGCCAUCACAUCAACCCCAUCGCGCCAUCUCUCUGCACUGGCUCCCCAUCUCAUUACGGAUUGAAUUCAAAACCCUCCUGCGGACAUUCCAGUGUGUUCAUGGCAAUGCCCCUCCUUAUCUAAAAUAACUACUCUCCCUCCAUAACCCCACCUGCACCCUUUAGGACAAGCGACUCCACGCCCCCAGGACCAAGCUCAGCUCCUUGGGGGAUCAGACUUUAAGCUUGACCGCCCCCAGCCUCUGGAAUGCCCUCCCGGACCACCUGAAGGCACUACAGCCUCUGGGCUCCUUUAAAAUGGGCCUAAGGACCUUUCUCUUUAGGAAGACUUUUAAAUCAAAUUUUAUUUGUCACAUGCUUCGUUAACAACAAGUGUAGACUAACAGUGAAAUGCUUACUUACAGGUCCUUUUCCAACAAUGCAAAGUUAGAUAAAGAAAGCUGGGCUUGUCUUUGUCCCUUGUAGCGUCAGCUGUGUUCUUUGUGUCAGUUGCCUGGUCUAGUUGUCCCAAAAAAAAAACAUUUUUAUAUUUGUUUUUAAAUUUAUUUUAUGCACUUUGAGAUUAUUCUGUAUAAUGAAAAGUGCUUUACAAAUGUAAUUUAUUAUUAUUGUGUGAUCAUAACUGUCGCAGUAAAGUCGUGAAUACAUAUUUGGAGUCCAUGAAAAGUUGUCUUGCAAAACUAUCUUGCAAUCAACUUUGACUGCGUUUUAUUAAUAACUUCCAGCAAAAAGUGUCAUCCUGCAUGCAUUCCCUUUGCUGUUGUGGGUGGUUUCUUAGUUCAGCUUGAAUAAACAGGGAUGAGGGUCGUUCCACCUCAAAAAGCACAAUUAAGAGGAUUUCGACACCCACCAUCUCAGAUUGUGUCGUAAUAGUUUCUGUAGAUCGAAACAGAUAAGAUUAGUGUUCCUGAAACAUUAUUUUGUUGAAAUAUAAUUUGAUAUCUGAGAAAUUAAAGGCCCAAUGCAGUCGUUUAUCUCGGUAUAAAAUAUUUUCUGGGUAACAAUUAAGUACCUCACUGUGAUUGUUUUAAAUUAAAAUGGUCAAAAAUAGCUCCUUAGCAAAGAGCCAUUUCUCAAGCAAGAAUUUGGAGUGUGGUCCCAGUGGGGAGGGGAAAACAGAAAACAAGCUGUUAUUGGCAGAGAUGUUUGGAACUCUUUCUUAUUGGUCUAUUAUCUUAAUUACCGCCUGGUGACGUCACCAAGCAGGCCAAAACUCCAUCCCAGGCAGAAAUUUCAGGUAGUCUUUUCAAACAGCUCUUACACUAAAAGGCCAUUAUCAUUUUCCAGUGUUCUUCCAACCUCAUAGUGUAUUAUUCUGACCUCAUAUAUUUGACUGCACUGGGACUCUAAUUGAUUGCACCCAAAUUGGCCAUUUUAAUUUAUUGGAUUUAUAUAAUCGUCAAUAAAUAUAGUACCUAACAUCCAAUUUGGACCAUAAUUCCUCCUAACAAUGAGUAAGACAUGAGGAAUCCCAUAAAAUGAUCAAAAGCCUCCUACGGACCUAGCCUUGCAAAGCCGCCGGAUCCCGCGAGCUUACAUUAAAUGUUGUAUGGAUAUGUAUGUUCACUGUAAGCUCGCGGGAUCAGGAUCCCCCCCCCCACAACAAGUAAUGUUCCAAGCUGCAGCUCCAUACUGCUUGUCAGACUUAACUGAUACUGGUUGUUGGGGUGGAAGAGGUGUGGGGGUUCCACUGGUGGCUUUUGACCACUUUAUUGGAUUCUUCAUGUCUUGCAUAAUGGUAGAAAGGAAGAAGUUUGGUUCAAAUUGGAUGUUGUACUAUAUUUGUUGAAUAUGAUGUAAAUGUUAGGGGCCAAUUUGGGUGCAAUCAAUUAGCUUACUUUGUCAGAUUAAAUGUCAACAAAAUAAUGUUGCAGGAAUGCUAAGCUUAUCUAUUUCUAAUUACACAAACUGUUUCAGAACCAUCUGAGAUGGCUUGCCAUGUUAGCCAAUUGAGCCGAAGGCUGCAUGGACACUAGCUUUACUAAGUUGUCUGUCCUCGGGGUGGAGUUAGUUAUAGUAUAGUAAACGGUAGUCAACACUGGUAUCUUUGUAAAUUGUCAACAUGUUACACCAAUGCAGUCCGAGCUAACAUAUGCUUUUAGUGUCUUCACAGGGAUACUUAUUUUAUUUCAAGACAAGCUGUUUGUAUUUUUCAACACUGAGAAAAGGGACCAUGUAUUUUAUGUUUUGUGUGGGUCGACAACUACAUUAGAUAUAAUUGGUCAUGAUACUUGUAGUGCAUUUGAAAUUAUGACAGGAUCACUGUUCUACUGGGUAUGUGAAACAUGAUGUGGGGUGGACUACAUGAGGAAUCAUAGAGUGCAGAUUUAACUUUAGCCAACCUUCUGUUAGACCACAUUGUCUGGUGACAUUUCUGGUAUCAUGCUUCCCCAGAUUCUUUCAUCUGGCUAUGUUUGUUCUCAUAUUCUGCAUUUUAACAGGUGCAUUAGUUAUUUUAAGUGGUAGAUGGUUCCCGGACACAUGGUUUUAGAUUUUCAAUUUUAUGUAUUUUAGACACCUGGAUUUACAAGGGCAAUAUUAUACCAAUCUAAAAUAGUCAACAACAACCUAGGAAUGCACCUAUUGACAAUGUUUAUUUUUAAUAAAAUUUUAAUUGGAAAUAAAAUGAUAGUUCCCCCCCACCUGAA
Molecule: messenger RNA, 6120 nt
Organism: Salmo salar (Atlantic salmon)
Lineage: Eukaryota; Metazoa; Chordata; Actinopteri; Salmoniformes; Salmonidae
Biological process (GO): intracellular protein transport; vesicle organization
Cellular component (GO): endosome
Molecular function (GO): phosphatidylinositol phosphate binding
Source: RefSeq, a predicted model, not a curated record